This is a messenger RNA of Pieris brassicae (large cabbage white), 2332 nucleotides long. RefSeq names its product protein rhomboid-like (gene stet). The record is from RefSeq and is a predicted model, not a curated record. The transcript has 5 exons. Gene Ontology annotation, molecular function: serine-type endopeptidase activity. The coding region runs from base 356 to 1171 and encodes 271 amino acids. Gene Ontology annotation, cellular component: membrane. NCBI's taxonomy places the organism in Eukaryota, Metazoa, Arthropoda, Insecta, Lepidoptera, Pieridae.
UGUCAUUUCUAUGUAACCUUUAUUUACUAACGUCACCGUUCCAUUACAAUGUCGGGACCGCAAAAUUCUCGUAAAAUGUUUUAGCUAAUAUUCUAAUAUCACCCAAUAGUUACAAAAUUUUCAGUGUAUUCCAUGUGAGUUGAAAGAGAUCGCAAAAUUUUUUAUGUUCGUUUCUCGUGUCAGUGUGACAUGUGCUGUGUUAUACCGCAAUAAAAACUGUUGAUAAAUUGCUCCAAUACGCCGAUAUGCGUUAAGAAUAACGUGAAAGUAUAGAAUUACGGCAUUUCUUUGCACGCAUAGUUACUGUAUACAACAAAAUACUUUUAUUGUAAAACAAGGAAAUAACUUUGCCAGGAUGGUGCAUUUAGUAGCAAUGGAAGUGCUCCCCGAAGAGCGGGAUCGCAAGUAUUACCAAGAGAGGUAUACGUGCUGCCCCCCACCACUGUUUAUCAUCUGCGUUACUCUAUUAGAGCUGGGCGUAUUCGCGUGGUACUCAUGGGGUUCAGGGGGCGUGGCUGCAGCGGCUGGUCCCGUGCCCGUCGACUCUCCCCUGGUGUACCGUCCGGACAGACGCCGCGAACUUUGGAGGUUCUUCACCUAUAGUGUCGUACACGCGGGCUGGCUUCAUCUCGCGUUUAACCUCCUUGUGCAACUUGCGGUGGGUUUGCCGUUAGAAAUGGUUCAUGGCGCAGCGCGUUGUGGUGCUGUUUACUUAGCGGGUGUCCUGGGUGGCUCUUUGGCCGCCUCAGUACUAGACCCCGACGUGUGUCUCGCGGGAGCUUCUGGUGGAGUUUACGCAUUAUUGGCUGCUCACUUGGCGAACGCCUUGCUAAAUUUCCACGCUAUGCGCUAUGGCGCCGUGCGAUUGGUAGCCGCGCUGGCAGUUGCCUCGUGUGACGUCGGCUUUGCCGUUCACGCUAGAUAUACUAAAGAAGCGCCACCCGUAUCUUACGCGGCACACGUAGCAGGUGCUCUAGCAGGGCUGACCAUUGGUCUCCUCGUCCUGAAGCACGCCCAACAGCGUCUAUGGGAACGCUUGCUGUGGUGGGCGGCACUCGGAGCUUACGCGGCUUGUACACUUUUCGCCGUCCUAUACAAUAUAUUUAGCGGGCCCGUAGACGAACUGCACUACAUGCCUCCAGACCCACCACCCGACGUCGCUGGCUUUUGAUCACACAAUACUCAGAAUGGCGCAAACGAUUUCCCGUCCAUAUUAAGAAUAAAUUAAUUUAAGGGCAUCUUAUUAGAGAUGCGUCUAAUCGUAACGAAGAUGUGUAAUUUUUGAUUGAGUAUUAGUGAAGAGUGUUUAGGAUGGGAUGGCUUCGUUUGCGCCAGUUUCGUCGCGGUACCAGUGACCGGUCACAAACGCCUAGUCAAUUUACCUUAGUGUGAUAUGAUAUGAGGGGUGCUGCUGUCCAGCUCUCACGCACCGUCAUUGUUUUCGCUGAUACAAGUUAACACUUGUUAAGCUAUUUUUAUAGUAGGUAAUUGCAGUUUUGUUUCUCCAAAGCCCCCUCGCGAUACUUAAGUGUUAAGUAGUCCUAAUUAUAUAUAGGUGAACUAUUUUUGUACCUAUCAGCGUCCGUAGUAUUAGGUCGAAGGCGUUACCGCAUAUGUUCCCACAUGGCAUGGCGACCGAGCUAGAUUCAAUACAAUACGAGGAUAAUCUAGCCGGCGCCAUUUUGUCAACCCAUCACACCAAAGAUUAGAAUAAAAUGGCGUCCGUACUCCGCUGGUGAAGUUACGUUCUACGUAUGUUUGCUAUGGUCCAAUUUAAUUGCUCAGAAAUUAUCAAGUGAUAUUAACAUUUGAUUGCUCAAUCGCAAUGUUUUCGAUGAUUACGCUCAAUAGUGAGUUUUUUUGUUUUGUGGGAUCAAUAAUUACUUUAUAAGUUUAGGGCGGCGACUGAGCAGAUACUUACAUGUGUAAAUCAGAUUUUUUUUUAUUUUCACCUACUAAAUGUAUUUACUAAAUAAAUAUUUUCAUUGUUUUGAAAUAAGGCAGUUUAAAGUGUCAAGACCCAAUAAUAACUGUUGAUAAAGAAGUCGUCCUCCCGUCUAGCAAUUUCCGUGUACCGGCGUGGUAUGCUUUUAAUAACUCGCUUCACAAGUACAUAGAUUUAUAUAAAUGUGCCUGAUUCCUAUUACUAUAAAAUUGUAUAAUUUUAAUUGUAUUGUAAUCAAAUAAUGUCAGAAACCGACUGAUUUUGUAUAAAUUAUUGCAGAAUGUUUUUGUUUAAUUUAUUUUAAAAUUAUUUUAAGUGCGAAUUGAAAUAAUUAUAAUUAUGUGAUUAUAAAAUAAGAAUACGCAUUAUAAGUGAAUGAUGAAUGAA